CUGCCAUCCCCCCCCAACCCCACCCCCUCCCCCACCCCGCGCACGAGUCAAAAUUCUUCUUUUCUAUCAGAAUUCGGCGUGCGCCUGUUUGACCACGUUUAACUGGUUUCCAUUUAGAUUCAGAAUCAUCGAUUUGAGGAUCACCGUACUUACCUAUUUUAAUCCUGGCGUGGGAGGGCCGGACAUGGUGUUAAACAUGGAAACUUAGACACAGUGAGGUGUGCCGCUGUGGCACCACUUUGCCACCGAGCAGAUUUUUGCAUCUGGGUGAGACCCUGGGCAAUCUCUGUCUUUGCCCUGCACCAGCUCCCAAGUCUUUGCUUUGUGGAGACAGGAUGGACAGAUUCCUGGUGAAAAGCGCUCCCCGGGGCCUUUUGGGAAAGAGGCAGCCAGCGCAGACCGGAGGAGGCCCAGCAGCAUUGGGAGACGGGGAGGAAAGCAGCAGGAAAAGGCCCAGGAGAGAAACUCCGGAGAACGGAGUGGACAUGGCAGGGCUCAGCUGGCAGCGCAUUCGAGCCGAGGGCCUGGACUGCGAUUACACAGUCCUGUUUGGCAAAGCCGAAGCAGACGAGAUUUUCCAGGAGUUGGAGAAAGAAGUGGAAUAUUUCACAGGUGCACUGGCCAGGGUGCAGGUGUUUGGGAAGUGGCACAACGUGCCAAGGAAGCAGGCGACGUACGGCGACACUGGGCUGACCUACACCUUUUCGGGCCUCACUCUGUCCCCGAAGCCCUGGAUCCCAGUGCUGGAGCGCAUCCGGGAUCGUGUUUCUUUGGUGACUGGAAAGACCUUCAACUUUGUGCUCGUCAACAGGUAUAAAGAUGGCCGAGACCACAUUGGCGAGCACCGAGAUGACGAGAGAGAGCUGGCUCCUGGGAGCCCUAUCGCCUCCGUGUCCUUUGGGGCCUGCAGAGACUUCUUCUUUCGGCACAAGGAUGCUCGAGGGAAAAACCCUUCCCGGCGGGUGGAGGCAGUCAGGCUUCCGCUGGCCCACGGGAGCUUACUUAUGAUGAACCCCCCCACCAACACUCACUGGUACCACAGCCUCCCCGUCCGGAAGAAGGUUCUGGCUCCACGGGUCAAUCUGACAUUUCGUAAAAUUGUGCCGACUAAAAAGUAAACUUCUUGUUAACAGUUA
Molecule: messenger RNA, 1136 nt
Organism: Equus quagga
Lineage: Eukaryota; Metazoa; Chordata; Mammalia; Perissodactyla; Equidae
Gene: ALKBH2
Product: alkB homolog 2, alpha-ketoglutarate dependent dioxygenase
Exons: 4
Coding region: 336-1118 (260 amino acids)
Biological process (GO): DNA repair
Source: RefSeq, a predicted model, not a curated record